This is a messenger RNA of Durusdinium trenchii, 850 nucleotides long. NCBI's taxonomy places the organism in Eukaryota, Dinophyceae, Suessiales, Symbiodiniaceae. The record is from the annotation of a GenBank genome assembly.
AUGCCCCACGAACCUGCCCGGAUGCGUACAUCUUAUUCAUCGGACUUCCUGUAUACGCUCACCACGGAUGAGUUGCGCAUGGACGGCUUUCGCCGUGCCAUGGCCACACACCGUGCCAAGCGUGUCUUAGAGAUCGGCUGUGGGCCCUGGGCUCCGCUGGUCAAGCUCUCCUUGGAAGCCUCUGCUGAGCACGUCACUGCCGUGGAAGCCUCUCCAGCACAUGCCCAGAUGGCCCGGAAGCAAGUUGCACACUAUGGCGAUCGAGUGCAGAUCUUGUCUGGGCGGUCCAUGUCCUUACCCACUGAGCUCUUGGCGGAGCAGGAGCCAGAACUACUGGUGGCAGAGCUGCUGGGAUACACGGCCAGCAAAGAGGGCGCACCGGCCAUCCUAGCAGAUGUGCAACAUCGCUUGGGGCCACUGCCGACGGUACCAAAGCGUGCCAGCAGCUAUUUAGCACCCGCGCAAACACUGGAAGUGGGACUCUAUGACAGCCGGAACUUCCCUGAAGACUUACAUUUGGCAGAGGGCCAGCUUUGGGAGGACUACGACUUCGAGUGCCUCGAAAAGCAGAAGCCUCAGGCGAACAACGAAGGAUCGCCUUUAGCGUUGGAUAUGUAAGUGUAAGAACUCUGUGUUGAGGUGAAGCUUUUGGUUGGUCUUUGUGCCUUGUAGAUGUCCAUGAAAAAAUUGUGCAUGACGCUUGCAGUUGUGUGAUCCACGGGCACUCAAUUUGGCCAAGCUUGUUUGUCUUCUUGUGGGAAGAGCAAACCUCACAUCCCAGGCAUGCUAAUGUUCCCAUGUGCCCUCCCUUGGGAAGAGGAGGCAAAGGAUCGCUUCACAGAAUCUAAUG